This is a messenger RNA of Hippopotamus amphibius kiboko, 1251 nucleotides long. RefSeq names its product ABO, alpha 1-3-N-acetylgalactosaminyltransferase and alpha 1-3-galactosyltransferase (gene ABO). The record is from RefSeq and is a predicted model, not a curated record. The transcript has 7 exons. Lineage: Eukaryota; Metazoa; Chordata; Mammalia; Artiodactyla; Hippopotamidae. The coding region runs from base 1 to 1251 and encodes 416 amino acids. Gene Ontology annotation, biological process: carbohydrate metabolic process. Gene Ontology annotation, molecular function: glycoprotein-fucosylgalactoside alpha-N-acetylgalactosaminyltransferase activity. Gene Ontology annotation, cellular component: Golgi apparatus; membrane; vesicle.
AUGGAAGCGAGCCCAGGACCACGCCUGGAGCCUCCAACAUUUGUGCUACAGGAAGAGGAAGAGCAAAGGCAGCUGGGCAGGCGUGGCCUGGCAGAUAGACCAAAGAGAGCAGAGGUCAACUGUGGCCGGGUGAUUCAGGGCUCGGGGACCCCAGCCCUGAGUGACCCAGGCUUCCUCUCCACAGAAUCCUGGGGACGGAGCACCAAGCGCGGGCUGUGCCUGGUCCUGCUCUUCGCUGCGCUUCUGGGCUUCUAUAGCAAUAUUUUCCACCUGACCCCCGGACGGCAGAGAGAAGAGUCUCAAAGCACCCCGUCCGCGGCUCUAGGCACUCUGUUUUCCUCCCUCAGUGAAGGCGACGGCUACCUGGACACCUGCAGGAUACCUGAAGUACCCAGGUUGCUUUACCCCAAGGCCCAGCUGCUCAAGCCCACGAGAGUGGACGUGCUGGUCAUGACUCCCUGGUUUGCUCCCAUCGUCUGGGAUGGGACCUUUGACCCUGCCAUCUUGGAUGCGCAAUUCAGAAGCACCACCAUCGGGCUGACGGUGUUUGCCAUCAAAAAAUAUGUGGUCUUCCUGAAGCUGUUCCUGGAGACAGCCGAGAAGCACUUCAUGGUGGGGCACAAGGUCAACUACUACGUCUUCACGGACCGGCCGGCGGAUGUGCCUCAGAUCUCCCUCCAGGAAGGGAGGCAGGUGGUGGUCCUCGAGGUCCGAAACUACAAGCGCUGGCAGGACGUAUCCAUGCACCGAAUGGAGAUGAUCAGCAACUUCUCCCAGCAGCGCUUCUUCCGCGAGGUCGACUACCUCGUGUGCCUGGACGUGGACAUGAAGUUCAGCGACCGUGUGGGCGUGGAGAUCCUGGCCCCGCUCUUUGGGACCCUCCAUCCUGGCUUCUACAGAGCCGAUCGCCAGUCCUUCACCUAUGAACGCCGCCCCUUGUCUCAGGCCUACAUUCCGAGAGAUGAGGGUGAUUUUUACUAUGCGGGAGGCUUUUUUGGGGGGUCGGUCCCUGAGGUUUACCGGCUCACCACGGCCUGUCACCAGGCGAUGAUGGCUGACCAGGCCCACGGCAUCGAGGCCGUGUGGCACGACGAGAGCCACCUGAACAGGUACCUGCUGUACCACAAGCCCAGCAAGGUGCUGUCCCCCGAGUACCUGUGGGACGAGCAGAUGCUGCGGAGACCACCUUUACUCAGGAAACUUCGGUACGUGGCUGUGCCCAAGAACCACGCAGAGAUUCGGAACCGCUGA